Molecule: messenger RNA, 200 nt
Organism: Dicrocoelium dendriticum
Lineage: Eukaryota; Metazoa; Platyhelminthes; Trematoda; Plagiorchiida; Dicrocoeliidae
Source: the annotation of a GenBank genome assembly
CAUUAUUAAUGAGACCUCGGUGUACAAACCGACAAUUGCCCGCGCGGGAUCGGUAUUUGCGCGCGAAAACAUGCCUCGGACAAAUUGAUCAAAGAGAUUGUCCUGUGGAGGUUACGGAAAAUGAGAUCCUAACGCCUAAAAAAUGUGAACCAUUACCACAUACCGAAAAAACAGGGCGUUUGUGCACCAAUAACAUACAG